Messenger RNA from Saccostrea echinata, 1062 nucleotides. RefSeq lists its product as uncharacterized. The record is from RefSeq and is a predicted model, not a curated record. The transcript has 2 exons. Gene Ontology annotation, molecular function: calcium ion binding. Gene Ontology annotation, cellular component: lysosome; extracellular region. NCBI's taxonomy places the organism in Eukaryota, Metazoa, Mollusca, Bivalvia, Ostreida, Ostreidae. The coding region runs from base 30 to 695 and encodes 221 amino acids. Gene Ontology annotation, biological process: cell-matrix adhesion.
UCCUGACACACUCUAAUACUUAGUCCACGAUGUACCGACUGCUGCUGGCUGUAUUGGGAUUAGCAAACUUUCCCUAUAUUCGCACUUGCUGCUCCCCAGAUGUGCUCCAAGGCACUGCCAUGUAUUAUGGAUAUAUUGUCAAGGAACAAAAGCCUUAUCAGAAUAUGAUAAAAUUUUACUACGACGCGGAUGAAAAGAAAAUAGCAAUGAUAACGAACACCAUGGGGAAUAUGACAGAUCAGGUUAGAGACAUAUACGACUACUCAGCUAGAAAACGUUACGUCAUAACCAACAACAACACCUGCAACGUAACGGAACUAGAAAAUCCCUUCGAAAAGAUCUGUGUUCCCUCUAGCGCAAAUUUUAUGGGUUCCACUAACCUUGGGAAUAGCAAGGCUAAUAUGAGCGUCGAUAUGUACAGAAUGAAUGUUAAAAAGGGCAAAAUGUCUGGCCAGGCAGAUAUAAUGGUGACACCGAUGGAGGGGGGCGAGUGUACCUUGGUAGGAGUGGUGAUGAACGGGGAAAAGAAUGGAGAUUUCCAGAUGACAGAAACGUCUAUUUAUAUGAACUUUACGUUUGAAAUACCCGACAAAUCUGUAUUCGAACCACCGAAACAAUGCUUUAAGCACAAUAAAAUGGAAAGCAUCCUCUUCGAAGUUUUAGGAGGAAUUCGAAGAGAAAUUUUUAUUUGGUAGAAUCCAGAAAAAAAACUUUGGUUUCAAAAUCAUUUCAAGGCUACUGAAAACGAGACACAUUUCAUGAAUAUAUUGGUUGAACCAGUUCUUGAGUAAAGGAAAUAGUGAAAGAAAGUGUUUAAAAUCCGGCCAUUGUGAUGUACACGUAAAUUAUGCAGCUUUUCCGAGACCUAUAAGAAGACACUGAGCAUAAACUGUCAGAACUGUCUAAAUGUAACCCCCCUCCCCUCCCCCCCCCCCAAAUAAAAAAAAAAAACUACCGAUAAUAAUUGUAGACUGUUGUACAUAAAUUUAAUAGUUCAUGUUGUUCCUGCAUUUAUUAAUAUAUAUAUGGAAUGGGAUAAAUUCUGAUUAAAAUUAAUCUUCA